AUGUUGAAGUACGGCGUUAUCAACCUUGCUUUCCGUGGCUACUUGGUGGCUACUUACGGGGAGGAGACAUGGGAAAAGAUCAGACAGCUGGCUGGGGUAGAAGAUUCCUACUUUAUGAACACGCCUUACGAUGACGCCAUCAUGGAGAAAAUGGCCAUGGCGGCAUCUCGGAUACUAGGUCUGGACGACAGCACAGUCUUUCAGCAGUACGGAGAGUACUUCAUAGAUUUCUGCAUGGAGGCAGGCUACGACGCCAUCCUGCGGGCUCUGGGAGGCAACCUGCUGGACAUGCUGGACAACCUGGACUACAUGCACUACGGCUACCUCACCAUUACCUACACGGAGAUGAACGCGCCGUCCUUCCAGGUGGAGCGGCUGAAGGACGGGGAGAUCCUGCUGCACUACUACACCGACAGGAAGGGAUACGCCGACAUGGUUAUAGGACAAGUCCGGGGUUGCGCAAGGAAGUUCUUCAACACAGAGAUAGACAUGAAGAUCGUGACGCACAGAUAUGAAGAGGAAAGGUCGUCAAAACGGGAGCACAUCGUCCUGUCCAUCAAAGAAACAACGUGUAAGAGAAUCAAAGGACCAGGGAGGAAAAUGAAACGGACAUAUACCAAUGAGACGAGCGGCACAGAAAAUGCUCAACUGCUCGCUCUAAACAGGUGGUCAGCCAUCAGGGAGGCGGUUGUGGAAGGACACGCCACCGACACGUUUGACGCUGUCUACCCCGAGCAGCUCCUAAUGGACAGCAAGACUUUCUGCGAGAUCUUACCGUUCCAUGUCGUCUUCGACGAAGAGUUGCAUAUCAAGCAGGUAGGAAGGAUCCUGCAAAAGUACCUGCCAGCUGUGAGGUUCCUUGGUGCGCGGAUGGACUCCUUUUUUCACAUUCUUCAUCCGGAAAUACAGUUUUACAUCGAGCAUAUCCGCGCCUCUAUCAACAGUCAGUUCAUAAUAGAGACCAAGCGGGAGAAAAUGCCCUCUUCGUGGGGUGGGAGGCCAACUCUCACCCUAAAAGGUCAAAUGAUAUGGUUGCCCCAGUACGACUGCAUGAUGUUCAUGUGUUCUCCCAAAGUGACAAGUCUGGGUGAACUUGAGGAGAUGAACAUGCACUUAUCAGACAUAGCACUGCACGACGUGCUGAGGGACUUCGUACUGCUCAAUCAACAGCGUAAGGUCGAGGCCGAUAUGUCUAAGCAGCUUGAGAUGAAGAAGGAGGAACUCCGGGGCAUGUCGGAAGCUCUGAAGGCCAUGCAGAAGAAGACAGAGAAACUUCUAGAGACCAUGCUGCCCAGGCCUGUAGCCGAGCAACUGAGGGACGGGAAGAAAGUAGAAGCAGCCUCUUAUGACGAGGUGACCAUCCUGUUCAGCGAUGUGGUCACCUUCACCAACAUCUGUAGCGAAUGUAAGCCCACCCAGGUCGUCACUAUGCUGAACGACAUGUACCUCCGGUUCGACAGGCUCACAACUGUGCAUGAUGUGUACAAGGUUGAGACCAUUGGUGAUGCCUACAUGGUGACAGGAGGUCUCCCCAUCCCCAUCCGCACUCAUGCCGAGAGAGUCGUCAACAUGGGCUUAGCUAUGCACCUAGCGGCCGCCAACGUAAAAUCACCUGCAACUGGGAAAAUCCUCCAGAUCCGUGUAGGAAUCCACUCUGGCCCGACCGUGGCAGGCGUGGUGGGGGAGAAAAUGCCGAGGUACUGUCUGUUCGGCGACACCGUCAACACAGCGUCACGGAUGGAGAGUCACGGAAUCCCCGGCAAAGUGCACAUCAGCAUGAAAACUUACAAAUUGAUAAAAGGACGUGGAUUUGUCUGCGCGUCGCGAGGUCCUACCGAGAUCAAGGGAAAAGGACUGAUGAACACCUACUUCGUGGAGUCCAGUUCCGCCACCGACCACCAACUAUUGGGCCUGCCUACUGACUCCACUACCGAUGUAGCCCAGGUGGAGGAGGGACAUCUUCUCAGAAUGCACUAUGCUGAUGAUAACGACUACUCGUCCAAUCAGAACUUCACCAGUUCUGUUAUAAGCAACGGUGAUAAAUUGGGACAUCAGCAGACACCCCUCCACGGGCGCAUCAGACGCAGUAUUCAGUCCAAACUAUGCACCGUGCUGUGAGACAACAAGGCAGUGUGAGCAGGUGUAAAAUAGCCCAUACACAGUUGCAGAGAAGCGCUGACUCGGGGAUGAAAAUACGUGUAAAAUCGUGUGAACUACCAUCUUUGUUUAAGUCUGGUUUGCGCAACUCAUAGU
Molecule: messenger RNA, 2253 nt
Organism: Branchiostoma belcheri (Belcher's lancelet)
Lineage: Eukaryota; Metazoa; Chordata; Leptocardii; Amphioxiformes; Branchiostomatidae
Product: guanylate cyclase soluble subunit beta-2-like
Exons: 15
Coding region: 1-2118 (705 amino acids)
Biological process (GO): response to oxygen levels; cGMP biosynthetic process
Cellular component (GO): guanylate cyclase complex, soluble
Molecular function (GO): heme binding; guanylate cyclase activity
Source: RefSeq, a predicted model, not a curated record